Molecule: messenger RNA, 1815 nt
Organism: Rhododendron vialii
Lineage: Eukaryota; Viridiplantae; Streptophyta; Magnoliopsida; Ericales; Ericaceae
Product: receptor-like protein 51
Exons: 1
Coding region: 63-1454 (463 amino acids)
Molecular function (GO): protein binding
Source: RefSeq, a predicted model, not a curated record
GUCUCUCUCUCUCACUUUCUUGCUCUCUCUCUCUCUCUCUCUCUCUCUCUCCCCCCCCCCCCAUGGCACCACCACCCCCAUUCCACCCAAUCUCCCUCUCCCUCCUCCUCCUUCUCCUCUUUCCCUCACUGCCCUCCUCUCUCUCUCCUCCCACACACACCACCAUCUCCCCAACCAAAUCCCCCUCCUCCCCUUCCCCAACCAAAUCCCCCUCCUCCCCGUCCCCUUCCUCCUCCCCUUCCCCAACCACAUCCCCUCCCCACUCCCCCAAAUCCUCUCCCACCUCCACCACCCUCGACCCCAAACAACUUACAGCCCUCCAAUCCCUCAACAUUCCCACCUCCAAAGACCCCUGCUCUCCUCCCCACACCACCGCCCUCUGCGACAACUCCUCCCCCUUCCGCCACCUCCUCUCCCUCUCCCUCUCCAACUGCUCCCUCUCCCUCCACCUCUCCACCACCGCCCUCACCUCCCUCUCCACCCUCACCUCCCUCCACUUCCAAAACUGCCCCUCCCUCCCCACCCCCCUCCACUUCCCCCCUUCCCUCGCCUCCAACCUCCGCUCCUUCUCCGCCGUCGACUCCUUCAAAACCCUCACCGGCGUCUUCCUCAGCCACCUCCACAACCUCACCGACCUCACCCUCUCCGCCGUCCCCGUCACCGCCAGCGGCCCCGGAGUCAUCCUCUACAACAUGAAGAACCUCAAGUCCCUCACAAUUUCUCAAGCAAAUCUCACUGGGUACCUCCCAAGACACUGGCAUUACUACACCAACCUCUCCCACGUCGACUUUUCCAUCAACAAGCUCGAGGGCAAAAUACCCAGUUCGUUAACCCUGCUCGAAAACCUUCUGGUUCUGAACCUCAGCUCCAACGGGCUAUCCGGGGAGAUACCCAGUUCGAUUGGGGACUUGUUAUCCCUCCAGAAUCUCUCGAUCUCGGCCAAUUCCUUUUCUGGGUCGAUACCCGACUCGUUAGCAGCUAUUUCCUCGUUGGUCCACCUGGAUCUGGGAGGGAAUCGGCUCAACGGGUCGAUCCCUAAAUUCAUUGCGGGUAUGAAAGAGUUGAGGUACUUGAAUCUGGAGAAGAACGACUUUCACGGGAUAAUGCCGUUCAAUGCUUCGUUUAUAAAGAGGUUGGCUGUGUUCAAGAUUGGGGGAAAUGCAAAUCUCUGUUAUAACCAUUCGACUCUAUCUCCUAAAGUGAAGCUUGGGAUUGCUCCUUGUGACAGACACGGGCUGCCCCUUUCGCCGCCGCCCGCGAAGGACGCGUCCGGGCCGUCCGGCGACGACGGGGGAAGCUCUGAUGAUGAUUACAGUGUGGGAGAUGAGACUGGAAGUAGCAAGAAGCAGCACACUCAUGGACCAAGUAAGGUUGUUCUUGGAGUGGCAAUUGGGCUUUCUUCGGUUGUCUUUCUCAUUAUUUUCUUAGUGCUUAUCUCGAAAUGUUGUCGAUAAUAAACAACUCCAUUGUCGGUCUAUUCCAGUUUUCUUUAAUUUAUUAAAAUUACUCUUUAACGGCGUAGAAGAGUAGUUGCAUAGGGUAAAGUGGUGUGAGAUGGAAAUCAUGAGAUUUGGUUGGAUCCGGAAGGGGGAGGGACAGUUAAGGUGCGAGUAAGCUGUCCGAAGUGGGAGAAAUCAUGAGAUUGGUUGUAUUCUUUUUAAUGUGCCUUUUUCUAAUCGUUGAUUACAUAGUAGGUGUUCUUUAUUGCUCUGUUCCCACCUUUUGUUGUGGUGGGAUAUUGAGGUGAAUGAUUGUUUGGCUGUUGUAAUAAGAGGGAGAGAGAAGUAUAUGGAUCUGUCUUUUAUUUUACUUCAA